AAUCCGGUUUUCAUUAUUUCAAAAAAAGCGCGCGAAAGAUUUAAAAGUGCCUUCAAAACGCGCAAGCGCGACAAUCAGCUGAUUCAACGUUUACAAAAUAUGUCAAACAAAAAAUAUGUUUAACUUGUGUUAGUGAUUAUUGUUUACUUCUCCCAUUGUUUGAAACAAUCAAAUAAAUUGUCAAUAAAACAAAAUUUAAAUUAAUGUACAGUUGACAUGCAUAACGUAGAAAUUGAAGAUUUUUAUCACCACGACUUCACAACAGCUUCAGAAUGGGAAGUGUUUAUUGCUCGUCUGGAAGAGAUUAUUCACGAAUGGAAGUUACCACACUCUAAAAUAGAGCCAGGUUUAAAACCUGGUGAUUUUUUAAACUCAACAUGGCAAGUAAAGUCCGAGGAAUUGAAUUUCGCAAACUAUCCAUUUCUGUUAAAACACUUUAAACUGAAAACCCCGGAUUCUGAUGACGUGACCGACUCCUCGGAUGCUUCUGACGAGGAUCCAAACACCCAAAGUCAUAUUGACAUUCUCAACAUCACCAAUGACUUUGUAAGAAUUGACCAAGACCACCUGGAGAUCGCUCGAUACUACGGAAUACGUGAGUUUAUUCUCCUGACUCUAGGAAAACGUAUCUCAAUCUCCGAUGAAACCAGGAUUAAAAUACUUGUCAGCUCUUUGACAAUAGCGUCGACUAAUGCCAACUGCGAAGUUCCAGCUCUGGUUCAAGUACAGGAGCCCUGGCAAAAGUAUUAUCUGGGUAUCAGUGUCGGGAAAGGUACGAUGACACAUCUGGAUAUGGUUCAUUUAAAAAAAACUCCACCCCACUGCCGCCAUCUUACUGGAUUGCUGGCGUUAUUUAAACAAAAAAUAGGUGAAGGUUCUGGUGUAAGACUGGACCCAGUGAUGGUAUCAAUACGUUUUACGUAUGGACUCAGGGAUUGGCUGAUGGAGUCAUCAGGAUUUGAUUUCAUGAAAGGGAGGCCAGUGAUUAAUAACGAGCUUGGGAAACUUCCCUUCGGUGCUGAAGUUGAUCCAGUCUCAGAACUUCAAGUCUAUGCUACAUGGCCUCAAAUGUCGGAAAAUAUUGUGGUGGACAGCGAAAGUUUCACGGAUCUGGAGCCGCAGUUGGCGACGGAAUGGUCAGCGAGAGUGAGAAUGGCCGCGACACCGCCGAGUUUGCUUGAAGAAUAUUUAAAAGGCUUUUUAAGUCUCUGCAGUAAUCAGAAGUCUUUAGUGGACAUCUUGGGCGACACUUACGUCGACAACGACCAGAUGCUCAGCUCGGCUUUCAACGUCGUGACGGAGUCGAAAAUUCCUACGAUAUCAAAAGUUAUGAGUCGCGCCUCCUAUAAAAAGACUAAUAAAAAUGACGGGCCUAUUCCUGAUGACGUUCUCAUGAUGAUGCUGUACUAUUUAUUCCCUGACGCUGAUGAACAAUCAAAAGCUUUGUAUGAUGAAAAUGGAUCAAAUGUUGACGAAGAUUUAUGGAAAGGCAUCAAAACUUGUGCCCUGGACUCUCUGGUGUGGAGACUGGCAGUGGUGACUGCCCAUUGCAGGCAAAAUCUCGGUGGUAUUACGGCAGUAGCUCAAAUUUGGCAUGAAUUUGUCCAAGAGAUGCGCUAUCGUUGGGACGAGAGUAUCCUAAUUCCUGGUGUGGGAACUGGGUUUCCGGAUUCAGUGCGAACUUGUUUACUUCAUCAGAAAUUGCAGAUGAUUAAUUGCUGUAUUGAGCGUAAAAACCGUCGUAAUGAAUUUGCGUCAAAGCCACUAAAUGUUGACUCGGAUUUAGAUUCUGAGUCUGAAGAAGAAUUUUUCGAGUGUGAAGAGGACCAAGUAUCGAUAAAAGAAGAACAGGUUCACAAAAAAACAAAACAUUUGUUGUGGAAUAAACCGACGGGUCGGCUAUCAAAGCACCCGUCGCUGCGAUUGUUCAAAACUGGGGACGCUCUUUACCUACCAGUCACCCAGGACCCGGUUCCGAAGACCGAGGACCAGUUGGAAGAAGACGCCCAGCUGAUGAUGCAGCUCGGUACCGAUAAACAGGGCUCCGAAAUGCGAGCAAGGCUGAUGAGCGCUUCACUUUUAUCCGACAUGGAGUCUUUUAAAGCUGCUAAUCCUGGAUCGGAACUUGAGGAUUUCAUACGCUGGUACUCGCCGAGAGAUUGGAUUGAAGAGGAAGGUACUGAUGAAUGGGGGCAAAUUAAUGGACACUUAUCACCGCGAAUGAAAAUUCCAAAUAAUCCGUGGGAAACGACCUGGAACUCGGCCCAACCUGUGCCAGCUCACCGUCAAAAACGUCUUUUUGACGACACAAAAGAAGCUGAAAAGACGAUUCAGUUUCUAGCAUGCAGACGCAUCGGAGAAGUUUGCCAGCUCUUGAUGCCGGUGCUGACCCACGCAGCUCUCCAGACACUUGCGCACCACAACCAGCAAGCAAUCACUCAACUACCAGAGAUAAUUAGCGGAAUGACGAAUAAAUUACAACGUGCUACCAAAUCUUUUCAUCUCCAAACUCAUCUCUACGAGGAUAUUAUUAGCGAUAUAUCAACAAUAAAAGUUCUUCUGACUCAGUACAAUUCACUGCUGAGUAAAUUUCCAGGAGAAACUGAAGAAACAGUUGCGUUUAUACUUAAAUUAAUGCAGGGAAAAGAAGUUUUUAUUCCUGGCGGGCCACGUGGUCCCAUAGGAUUGAAAAUAACCGAGAUGUUCCGCAACAUCCAAAAAGCCACUUAUAUGAUGGACAUUCCGAGCAGCGGUUCCGGUAUGACUGGAGCAGGAGAUGAGAAACAGAAAACGUUUCCUGAGCCCUCGUCCAAGGAAUUUAUCCUUCGAGCGGUGACGCCUAGACCUUCUCCGACCUCCACUCCGCAACCUCAGCGUCUGUAUGUCAAUCUCAAGAGAGAAUCUAUUCGGCUCGCGGGAUACUUCUCUGAUGACACCACGUUUUUAUAAAUAAAUAUAUAUAUAUAAAUGUUAAUUAUUAAUCAUUGAUAGAUUAUAAAUAUCAAAUUAUGUAAUCCUCACAUUUUGGAGUU
This is a messenger RNA of Microplitis mediator, 3032 nucleotides long. It is a transcript of the gene Rab3GAP1, whose product is annotated as rab3 GTPase-activating protein catalytic subunit. The transcript is spliced from 11 exons. NCBI's taxonomy places the organism in Eukaryota, Metazoa, Arthropoda, Insecta, Hymenoptera, Braconidae. Gene Ontology annotation, molecular function: GTPase activator activity. The record is from RefSeq and is a predicted model, not a curated record. Bases 217 to 2949 code for a protein of 910 amino acids. Gene Ontology annotation, biological process: positive regulation of GTPase activity.